UCCAAAUAAUCGUAUUAGAGUUAAUUACAGUUGAUAUUGGGAGCAUAAACACGUGGAAAACUUGCAAUCAUGGCGGCUGUCGCAGCUGCGAAAGUUCAAGAAGUUCGUGAAAUCACUAGGAUAGAGAGAAUUGGUGCCCAUUCUCAUAUUAGAGGUUUAGGCUUAGAUGAUAGCUUAGAACCACGUAAUGUGUCACAGGGGAUGGUUGGUCAGCUCACGGCACGUCGUGCUGCUGGUGUUGUCCUUGAAAUGAUUAAAGAUGGAAAGAUAGCAGGUCGAGCAAUAUUAUUAGCAGGUCAACCUGGCACUGGCAAGACUGCUAUUGCCAUGGGAAUGGCUCAAGCUCUUGGAAUGGAUACUCCAUUCACUUCGAUGGCUGGUUCCGAGAUAUAUUCUCUGGAAAUGAGUAAAACAGAAGCUCUGACUCAGGCUAUAAGAAAAUCUAUCGGUGUUAGAAUUAAGGAAGAAACAGAAAUUAUAGAAGGCGAGGUGGUUGAAAUUCAGGUGGAUAGACCUGCCACAGGGGUUGGUGCCAAAGUUGGUAAAUUAACCCUGAAGACAACAGAGAUGGAAACGAUCUAUGAUUUGGGAAACAAGAUGAUUGAUAGUCUAAUGAAGGAAAAAGUACAAGCAGGGGAUGUAAUAACGAUCGAUAAAGCUACAGGAAAAAUCAACAGACUGGGUAGAUCUUUCACCAGAGCUCGUGACUACGACGCGACCGGUUCGCAGACUCGUUUCGUACAGUGCCCUGAGGGCGAAUUACAGAAACGUAAGGAAGUAGUGCACACGGUCACGUUGCAUGAAGUCGACGUCAUAAAUAGUAGAACUCAUGGAUUUCUGGCAUUAUUCUCUGGAGACACGGGAGAAAUAAAAUCAGAGGUGCGAGAUCAAAUAAACGCUAAAGUCGCAGAAUGGCGGGAAGAAGGAAAGGCAGAAAUCGUACCUGGUGUCCUGUUCAUCGACGAGGUUCACAUGUUGGACAUCGAAUGUUUCUCCUUCCUCAAUCGGGCACUUGAAAACGAGAUGGCACCAGUUGUAAUUAUGGCUACGAACAGAGGUAUUACAAGGAUCAGAGGAACAAACUAUAAAAGUCCCCAUGGUAUUCCUAUCGAUUUGCUAGAUCGUAUGAUCAUCGUUCCAACGAGUCCAUACCAGGAGAAGGAAUUGAAGGAGAUUUUGAAGAUUAGGUGCGAGGAGGAGGACUGCGAAAUGGCUGACGAUGCUUUAACAGUGCUCACGAGAAUCGCGUUGGAGACGUCGCUUAGAUACGCGAUUCAAUUGAUAACUACUGCAUCUCUCGUUAGUCGACGAAGAAAGAGUACCGAAGUGAAUAUCGAUGACGUGAAGCGUGUGUAUUCGCUAUUUCUCGAUGAACAUAGAUCUGCACAGUUCCUCAAAGAAUAUCAAGACGAUUUUAUGUUCAAUGAAAUGCCGGAAGAAUCGAUGGAAAUAUCGUAACGAUAAAUAGGUAAAUAAAUAAAUAAAUAAAUCGCCCUUAUUCCGACAUUGUUCAAUAAACAUUCAUAAUUUUUUACUUAAUGGUUCUAUGAUAUACCUUUGAAGUGUCAGUCAGUUUUAUCCAAGUGUCGAGU
Molecule: messenger RNA, 1592 nt
Organism: Dufourea novaeangliae
Lineage: Eukaryota; Metazoa; Arthropoda; Insecta; Hymenoptera; Halictidae
Gene: rept
Product: ruvB-like 2
Exons: 7
Coding region: 70-1458 (462 amino acids)
Biological process (GO): chromatin remodeling; regulation of transcription by RNA polymerase II; box C/D snoRNP assembly
Cellular component (GO): Swr1 complex; R2TP complex; Ino80 complex
Molecular function (GO): ATP hydrolysis activity; ATP binding; DNA helicase activity
Source: RefSeq, a predicted model, not a curated record